Messenger RNA from Tachysurus fulvidraco (yellow catfish), 671 nucleotides. RefSeq names its product NADH:ubiquinone oxidoreductase subunit V3 (gene ndufv3). Gene Ontology annotation, cellular component: mitochondrion. The transcript has 4 exons. Gene Ontology annotation, biological process: mitochondrial ATP synthesis coupled electron transport. Lineage: Eukaryota; Metazoa; Chordata; Actinopteri; Siluriformes; Bagridae. The record is from RefSeq and is a predicted model, not a curated record. The coding region runs from base 91 to 510 and encodes 139 amino acids.
CAUUAAAAGUCUCAAGUCGUCUUUUUUGAUCCCCGGAACGCUUGACAUAAAGUCGUUUUCUGCACGAACAGUAAUAGCAGGAGCACAAAGAUGGCGACCUCAAUGCUAAGGCUAGGACGACUAGGAACAUUGAAGUGCCUCAGGCAGGAUGGCUGGGGUUCUCUGAAAACUCCACUCUCUGCAGCUUUCUGUACUAAAACUGAGGCACCCAAGAAGCCAGCAAAGAAAGCUUCAAGUAAGACCUUAGAGGCUCCUGACGAGAGGGCUGCUCUGCUAGCCUACAAGACCACUGUUGCCUUCCCUACUAGACUUUCCACUCCAGGAUUUCUCAGUCAAGGUGUUGCAUUAGAAGCUGCCCCUGCACUCGAGCCUGAGCCGUUCGACAACAGCAUGUACAAGAACCUGCAACAUCACAAUUACAACAGUUACACAUUCGUGGACAUGGAUGUGGAGAUGGCCAAGCACCGUCUGGCCCAGCCCUCUACGGGAAGACCGUCACCCCAGCACUGAGCUCUCCCUCAGGGGGCCUGUGAUCUCCUUCCUGUUCUCCACAGUGAUUAACAUCUUACUGCUUUUCCUUUGCUUUGAUUUGUCUUUCAGAAGGUUGGCCACAUUGCAACUUUCUGGUGAAAUGCUUGUAAUUACAUUAAAGUAUAUAAAUUAAUAAUGAA